ACUACAAGCAAGAAAGGAGGGGAGAACCAGGUCAGUUCAAGGCCACUGGGAGAACUGUCCUGCACCGCCUGCCUCUGAAGCCCAUGAUGUUUCUGCUUUGUGGGACGGUUCUUCAGGUGCCUGCUUCCCCAGGCCUUCCCCUGUGCUGUCUCUCCUGCACACACCAUCUGACUGUCCUCCCAGCACAUACACCUCCAGAUGCUUGGGUUGCCCUGACCCAAAACAGUCUUCUCUCCCGGCCAAGCCAAUUGCCCCUGGGAUUUUCUGCUCCUCCAAGAUCCAGCGCAUAGCCCUGGUGGUGGCUCAUGCCAGUACAAUCCUUGGUUACUCCGAUACUGAGGCAGCAGGAUCGCUUGAGGCCAAGGAGUUCAAGACUCUCCCAAAUAUUUUUAAAUGAAAUUAAAAGAAAGAUCCAGCCCAAGUGCCUCUUCUCCCUUACUGACUCCCACACUCUUAUAACAGAUGACCUCACAGCACUGGGCGCACGGCUCUGGUGUCCAGCAGGCAAGGAAUUAAUUAAGCCUUGCCUGUCCUGGCCGGUUGGCUUACCUCUCUCUUGUCAGAAUGCAACCUGGCUUUGUGCACCUAGAUGUCCCCAGCGCCCAGUUCUAAGCCAGGCACGUCAAAUGUCAAGGAAUUGACUGAACUAAGAGCUCCUGGAUGGGUCCGGGAACUCGCCCGGGCACACGGUGCCAAAAGGCAGGCAGCCCGCCCCGCGGACUGGGUAAAGAACCGACAGGCGGCCGCGGUGAGCGCCCGGGCGCCCGACAGGUGGCGCCGCAGCCCCGGGCCCGGGCCCUCUCGGCGCGCGGUCACGCAGCCCCUCUUCCUUCCGCCGGCUCCGGACUCACAGUGAGCCCUGCGCGCGUCUCUUACUCGGGUCUGUGCCCCGCGUCGCGCUGGGCGCCAUGGCGCUCCCCGGCGCCCGGGCCCGUGGCUGGGCGGCAGCAGCCAGAGCGGCCCAGAGGCGCCGCCGCGUGGAGGGCGCAGGAGGGUCCCCGAGUCCUGAGCCUGCGGGCCGGCGCGCGGCGCUUUACGUACACUGGCCUUACUGCGAGAAGCGCUGCAGUUACUGUAACUUCAACAAGUACAUCCCUCGCGGCGUAGAGGAGGCUGCCAUGCAGAAGUGUCUGGUGACCGAAGCGCAGACGCUGCUGCGGCUCAGCGGGGUGCAACGGGUGGAGUCUGUGUUCUUUGGUGGGGGGACUCCCAGUCUAGCCAGUCCCCACACGGUGGCUGCUGUCCUGGAGGCUGUGGCACAGACAGCCCACCUGCCUGCAGACUCGGAAGUCACAUUGGAGGCUAAUCCCACUUCAACUCCAGGCUCCAGACUGGCAGAGUUUGGGGCAGCAGGGGUCAACAGGUUGUCCAUAGGCCUCCAGUCCCUAGAUAACACUGAGCUCCGGCUGCUGGGACGGACGCACUCAGCCCGCGAUGCUCUGUGGACGCUGGCAGAGGCCCGGCGCCUCUUUCCCGGGCGCGUGUCUGUGGACUUCAUGCUGGGGCUGCCGGCCCAGGAGGUGGGGCCGUGGCUUGGGCAGCUACAGGAACUGCUGCACCACUGUGACGACCACCUCUCCCUCUACCAGCUGUCCCUGGAGCGGGGCACCGCACUCUUCGCCCAGGUGCAGCAGGGUGUCCUUCCAGCCCCUGACCCGGAGCUCGCAGCUGAGAUGUACCAGAGGGGCCGGGCUGUCCUUCGGGAGGCUGGCUUCCGCCAGUAUGAGGUCUCCAACUUUGCCCGGAAUGGGGCGCUCAGUACCCACAAUUGGACUUACUGGCAGUGUGGUCAGUACCUUGGCAUUGGGCCUGGGGCCCAUGGGCGAUUUAUGCCCCAGGGGGCUGGAAGCCACACCCGGGAGGCUCGAAUCCAGACACUGGAGCCUGACAACUGGAUGAAGGAGGUGAUGAUGUUCGGCCAUGGCACCCGGAAGCGUGUUCCCCUGGGCAGGCUGGAGCUGCUGGAGGAAGUUUUGGCCCUGGGUUUACGCACCGAUGUGGGGAUCACUCACCAGCACUGGCAGCAGUUUGAGCCCCAGCUGACCCUGUGUGAUGUGUUUGGAGCAAACAAGGAGGUGCAGGAGCUGCUGGAGCAGGGCCUACUGCAGCUGGAUCACAGGGGUCUUCGGUGUUCCUGGGAGGGUCUGGCUGUGCUGGACUCUCUCUUGCUGACCCUCCUGCCUCAGCUCCAAGAGGCCUGGCAGCAGAGAACCCCCUCCCCUGUGCCAGGAGGAUGACCAAAUGUUCGUGUGUUCCAGGGUAACGCCAGGUGGGUUUUGAGAGCUGGGUUGGUACUUCAGAUAUCUGUUCUCCAUUGUCAGGUGCCAUCUCUGCUCCAUGUGGUCAUUGUCCCCUGGCAUCCCCAGGGGAAUGGCAGCAGUGAGGUAGAUGGGAGGACAUUUCUGGUCGGGGAACUGGCAUCCCAUUCAGCAUCUCAGGACUCACAGGCCAGCAUGUGUUCCAUGGCUGGGAAUUGCUUACCACCCACAUCAGCUUCUGUUUACCUUUUUGGCAUUAAAUAAUGAACAGUGUUUGGAAAUCUUUCUACAGGAAAUUACCUCCCCAAGAGAAGCCUUCCUUACUUUGGAGUAAGGUCCUACGACAGCUGGAUGAGUCAGGAAAACCAUGUCCCCUCUAGGUAUUAUUAAUAUAAGCAGGAAGGGAUCUACUAUAGGAAUGAAGUAUUUAUAAAACCACUGAAAGGGAUAGAGAAGUGAAAAUUGGAGAAAACCUGUAGCAACUGUCAGAAAUCAGCAACGUGCAGGAGGCACAGAAAACUCCUGCUGAUGGUCUUAGCUUCCAGCUGCACAAAAGCAGAUGAUGUACAGGAAAAUGCUCAGAAGAUGCUCCAAAACUCAUGCCUACUGUCUGCUAUUGCUGGAAAAGGAAUCAUGGUUUCUAGAAGUGCCUCUCAUUAGUGGACUUUAAAGCAAAUCUUGGCUGGCAGGAAAUUCUGAGGAAUAUAGUUCUUAGGCUUCCAGCCUCUACCAUGCAGGAGAGAACACAGAAGGACUGAUGUAUGUUGGUGGAUCCAUGGAUCCACAUGGAUGUGUCCAGCACAGUGGCCUGCUGGACUCUGAGAACUGGAAAAGAUCAGAGCAAGCCUUGCCUCUUCAGGAAACCAGAAUAAGUUUGGGGUGGUAGGAGCCACACAGACUCUCCUGAGUCCCCUCACCCACUUCCUUCCCCCUGUGCCUUUCCUUUGAGAGUGAAGAUGGGUGGAGUUGCCCAAAGAAAGGGGAGAGAAUUCGGGAAAGACCCAAAGUGUUUGUAAUUCUCCUUUGUCCUUUUACCUACAGAAAUGGUCACAUGGUUCUAUUCAAUAGCCUAAUAAACACAUCUGGAGCCUGCCUUGA
Messenger RNA from Chlorocebus sabaeus (green monkey), 3356 nucleotides. The record is from RefSeq and is a predicted model, not a curated record. Lineage: Eukaryota; Metazoa; Chordata; Mammalia; Primates; Cercopithecidae.